Molecule: messenger RNA, 5510 nt
Organism: Dunckerocampus dactyliophorus (ringed pipefish)
Lineage: Eukaryota; Metazoa; Chordata; Actinopteri; Syngnathiformes; Syngnathidae
Gene: kdm6a
Product: lysine (K)-specific demethylase 6A
Exons: 30
Coding region: 347-4660 (1437 amino acids)
Biological process (GO): heart development; regulation of gene expression
Cellular component (GO): MLL3/4 complex
Molecular function (GO): protein binding; RNA polymerase II cis-regulatory region sequence-specific DNA binding; histone H3K27me2/H3K27me3 demethylase activity
Source: RefSeq, a predicted model, not a curated record
CGCGGAGGGCGUGGCCGACAGCGGCGGCGUGCGUUUUGCUACAGUGUGACACAAUUACAACAACUUUGAGCCGAUGAUUGGGAGAAGUUUAUAUCAAAUUGCUAAACAAAUCAAACAUAUUAACAAAAGAGGCAACGUUGCAUCCACUCCAUGCACACAUCGGCGCCGGGAUACGCGCUUUACAAUGAGCGCAAGCGUGGAAGCUAACUUGAAGGACUCAUUUCCUUGAGGAUUUGGCAAGAAAAAUACGCUACGCCCCGCCGUGCUAGAGUCGCUGCGAACAAGGUGCUCGUUUACUUGUAUCGUCUCUCCGGCUGGGGCCCGCUGAUCUUCCAAAAUAUCCGGCAUGAAAUCGUGCGGAGUGUCGCUCACCACCACCACCACAACCAUCGCGGAGUCUGCUGCUGCUGCUAAUGACGGGGAGAAAAUGGCGUCGGCAAAAGCGAGUGAAAUCGAGGAGGACUUUCCGACGCUUACGCCGCAAGAGAAAGAGAGCCUACUCGGAAUUGACAGCUCACUCUUUGGAUUUCAUAGGCUUCAAGAAGAUGGCGCCAGAACGAAGGCCUUACUGUUAAAGGCUAUUAGCUGCUAUAACGCGCUCAUCCUGAAAGCUGAAGGGAAAGUAGAUGCUGACAUUUUCUGUCAGCUGGGCCACUUCAACCUCCUGUUGGAGGACUAUCCAAAAGCAUUAUCGGCAUACCAGAGGUACUUCAGUUUACAGUCGGACUACUGGAAGAAUGCUACCUUUUUAUACGGGCUGGGCUUGGUCUACUUCCAUUACAAUGCAUUUCAGUGGGCAAUCAAGGCAUUUCAGGAGGUGCUCUACAUUGACCCCGGUUUCUCUCGCGCUAAAGAGAUUCACCUGCGACUGGGACUCAUUUUUAAAGUCAACACAGACCACGAGUCCAGCUUAAAGCAUUUUCAGCUGGCUUUGAUCGACUCAAACCUCUGCACUUUGUCCAAGGCUGAGAUUCAGUUCCACAUUGCUCAUUUAUAUGAGAUCCAGAAGAAGUACCGAGCUGCCAAAGAAGCUUACGAGAGUCUCUUGCAGACAGAGAGUCUUCCUGCUCAGGUGAAGGCGGCAACACUGCAACAACUCGGCUGGAUGCAUCACACAGUGGAACAGCUGGGGGACAAAGGCACCAAGGACAGCUAUGCCAUCCAGUGUCUGCAGAAGUCUCUAGAGGCUGACCCAAACUCAGGCCAGUCCUGGUAUUUCCUGGGCAGGUGCUACUCCAGUAUUGGGAAGGUACAGGAUGCAUUCAUCUCCUAUCGUCAAUCCAUCGAUAAGUCUGAAGCCAGCGCUGACACCUGGUGCUCCAUAGGGGUGCUCUACCAGCAGCAGAACCAGCCUAUGGACGCACUGCAGGCCUACAUCUGCGCCGUGCAACUGGACCACAACCACGGUGCUGCCUGGAUGGACCUGGGCACGCUGUACGAGAGCUGCGGGCAGCCACACGACGCCAUCAAGUGCUACAUCAACGCCACACGCAGCAAGGCUUGUGUGAACACUGCCGCGCUCACACAGCGCAUCAAGUUGCUGCAGGCUCAGUUGUGUAACCUACAGCCAGGUAGUCUGCAGAAUAAGAGUAAAAUGCUUCCUAGUAUUGAGGAGGCAUGGAGCCUACCCAUCCCUGCCGAGCUCACGUCCAGGCAAGGGGCCUUGAAUGCUGCACAGGCACAGCAGGCCUGUAAGGGGGAGGGAUCCCAAAGCACCAGCAAUCACAGUGACCUACAGGCCAGCCCUGCCAAGAAGAAACGCACUGCCAGCCCAGCUAAAAGUGGUGCGGACUCUUGUGCUAAUAACGCCAAUCAGCAGCCGGUUCCAAGUUGGUAUCUUACACCACAGAAACUUCAGCUUCUGGACCACUUGCGGACCAACAGAGCCAUCCUGAAACCACUACAAGUGCAGAUGCUGGAUCAGCUGGAGAACCAGUUCUCACUCAUGCAGCAGCAUCAGCAGCAGAUGAGGCAGCAGGCAGCAGUGGGCGCCCAGCUGCGACCCAGCCUUCCCAACGGCCCUCUACCUGAGUCCCCCAACAACAACAACCACCACCACGCAGGCCUCCCCGGCAACUCCCCGGUCAAUCACACAGCCAUCAGACCACCGUGUGUGACCCAGCCCGCGGCCAACGGCUCGUGCCAGAGUCCGUCGUCAUCAUCGGGACUGCUUGACGCCCGGUCCCCUGGGAGAGAUGUGAGAGGCGGCAGCACGAGCAAUGGAAACGUGCCUUACGCGCAGCAGCAGAACUCUCUACCUCACAACUGCAUAGCCACCGCCGGCCACCCUAGCAGCAACAGCGCGAGUCCUGGUAACGUGGAUGAGACGUGGAGGAGCCCGCAUAGUAACACUACCACUCAGGGGUUUCACAAAGGUCCAGGUUCACAUUCGGCAGGUCCCAAUGGAGAACCCCCUUUCUCUUCCUCCUCCUCCCCCCAGACCUCCUUCUCUUCCUCGGGCAUUCUCAAUCAGGUGGGACAUUCUUCUGGGCCCUGCACUGCCUCGUCCUCGGCCUCUUCUUUGUCCCCCACGUCCCCCCAGUCCACCCCCAACCACUUGUCCUCGCCUCCCCACUCCGCCACUACCUCAGGGGUCCACACCAAAGACAAUGCGCCCUCCGGGGGCAGCAGCAGCAACAACGGCGGUGGCAGCAGCGUGGGCACAGCCGCCAACACCAUGCUUGCACAGGGACUGACUAAUCACGUCCAGCCGCGGGUGACGGACGGCCCUGCAAGCCCGCCACAGCCCUCUCCGCCCCCUGGCGCAUCCAGUUCAGACAAUCCUAAACUCUCAGCCUUUCAAAAGGGACAAGCCAACACAACUGCAACAAAUGACAAUAAUAACUGUAGUAACCACGGAGGGUGUUUCUCAGAGAAAAUUAACAAUGUCCAUCCAGUCGCUGCCAAAGCCACUUCGGAGCACUUGUCUGCAUCCUCGCCGUUGUCUGCCACCACAGCGCGCUCCCCCUGCUCAGCACCGGAUAGCCUCUCCUGCCUUAACAGCCACUCCAACAGCGAGGGGCCCACGCUGAACGGGAAGGAGGACUCUCGGUGCCCGCAAAAGGUCAAGCCUCCUGAAGAGGUAUAUAGACACUCUGCCCCUGCUGGUCUGGCCCCCUGGUCUUCUGUUUCAAUCUAUCCAAGCUCCAGCGAGGUGCUCAAAGUCUGCAGAAACCUUGGCAAAAACGGUCUGUCAACAAGCAGCAUCCUCCUGGACAAGUGUCCGCCGCCACAACCCCCAGGCACGCCCUCACCUCCUCUGCCAAAGGACAAGCUCAACCCACCGACGCCCAGUAUUUAUUUGGAAAACAAAAGGGAUGCCUUCUACCCUCCCCUCCAUCAGUUUUGCACCAGUCCUGCCAACCCGGUCACUGUCAUCAGGGGCCUGGCAGGAGCUCUCAAACUGGACCUGGGCCUCUUCUCCACCAAGACGCUGGUGGAGGCCAACCCUGACCAUCUGGUGGAGGUGCGCACUCAGCUGGCCCAGCCCACCGAUGAGAACUGGGACCCCAGUGGCAGCCGCAAGAUGUGGCGAUGUGAGAGCAGCCGUUCGCACACCACCAUCAUUAAAUACGCCCAGUACCAGGCCUCGUCCUUCCAGGAGUCGCUACGGGAGGAGAAUGAGAAGAAGAAGGAGAUGGAAGCAGAAGCGGCCUCGUCUGAUGGUGUAUCACGGCGGCGGAAAUGUCCUUUCAAGCACAUCAAGUUUGGCACCAACAUAGACCUCUCGGAUGAAAAGAAGUGGAAGCAGCAGCUCCAGGAGCUGAGCAAGCUGCCAGCAUUCGCCAGGGUGGUAUCAGCCGGCAAUCUGCUCAGCCACGUGGGACACACCAUCCUGGGCAUGAACACAGUGCAGCUCUACAUGAAAGUUCCAGGGAGCAGGACACCAGGCCACCAAGAGAACAAUAACUUCUGCUCGGUCAACAUCAACAUCGGUCCUGGGGAUUGCGAGUGGUUCGCAGUGCCAGAACCGUACUGGGGUGUCAUCAACAGCUUCUGUGAAACGAACAACAUCAACUUCCUGAUGGGGUCCUGGUGGCCCAACCUGGAGGACCUGUACGAGACCAACGUGCCUGUUUACCGCUUCAUCCAGCGCCCCGGGGACCUGGUUUGGCUUAACACGGGCACCAUCCACUGGGUGCAGGCCAUCGGCUGGUGUAAUAACAUUGCCUGGAAUGUGGGGCCCCUCACAGCUCAUCAGUACAAGCUGGCGGUGGAGCGCUACGAGUGGAACAAACUGCAGAGUGUCAAGUCCAUCGUUCCCAUGAUCCACCUGUCUUGGAACCUGGCCAGGAACAUCAAAGUGUCCGAUCACAAGCUCUUUGAAAUGAUCAAGUAUUGCCUGCUGCGGACUCUGAAGCAGUGUCAGAUGCAGCGAGAGCUUUUACUGGCUGCUGGGAAGGAGCUGGUAUGGCAUGGACGCACCCAGAACGAGCCAGCGCACUACUGCAGUAUUUGCGAGGUGGAGGUGUACGACCUGCUCUUUGUGACCAGCGAGAGCAACACCAGGAAGACCUAUGUGGUGCAUUGCCAGGACUGCGCCCGUAGGGGGAGCCCUAACCUGGACAACUUUGUGGUGCUUGAGCAGUACAAAAUUGAUGACCUCAUGCAGGUCUACGACCACUUCACUCUGGCGAGCCCCUUGCCUUCCUCGUCUUGAUGAUGUUUGUAAGGACUUUUUUUUUUAACCACAGUGGAGUCCAGAUUUUUGUUCCUUCUUUGGACAUUUAGGAAGUAAGCCGUCAGUCCUCUUAACCGUAGCGAACCCGCCACCCUAAAGGCAGCUAGCUGUGCGUAAGCUGCCCGUCUAUGCAACUUUGCCAGGCCCCCUGGUGGACUGGAGGGGGAAGGCAUCAUCUUCUGACUGUUCUACUGCCGGCCGGCCCAGCUGGACUUGCCAACACGCCGCAUUCAAAGAUGGAAUAAAAGCUUUGUACAUAUUAUGGUUUAAAAUCAUCACAUGACUACUGACUACUUUUUGUUGUCUAUUCUUCUUUCUUCUUUUGCCAUCACCCACUAGGUAUUUUUGUAUUGUUAGACAGAAAAACAAGAAAUGUUUUUUGUAAUGUGAACAUUUGAGUGAUGCAGUCUUUGCAACAUUUCCCUGCAACAGUUUUUUUUUUUUUAUUUGAAUGUGCUGGAACAAUGUCGAUGACAUGAAAUUUUUGUAGACAAAAGGCCACAAGUCAAAAGGGUUGCACAUAGUUAAUUAGUGUUUUUUAUUAUUAUUUUGAUGUAAAUUUACACUAUUUAUAAAUGCAUAUUUAUUGCUUGGAAGUAUUUGUUAAUGAAAUGCUGUCCCCUCCCACCUUAUUUUGUUUUUUUCUUUCCCAGAAUACCUGCCAUUAAAUUUGUAGGAGCCUUGUGAUUUUUGAGCAAAGCCCCUCCGUAUGUUUUGUAUAGAAAUAAAUAAGUGCUUACUAAGCAUUGUGCAGAGACCUGAUCGUAUAUUGGGUUUAUUGUCUUGAAGGAUGUUUUAUGCGUCAAUAAAUGAAUUGUCUCUAUUUAUA